AUGGAACUUGGAGCAUCGGUCAGCGACGAGUCGGGAGAACAUUCCGUCAGCGUCCCGGCGCAAACGCUGCACGUCGCCAUCGAGGGGAGCGAGAUUCUGCACUUCUCUCCCGGCCUGUUCGAUGGCCUCGUCGGCACCGCGUUCCUGACACUAAAAAACGGCUUUAUUCCCGCCGUAACGUUCCGAUCGGACGGGCUGAACUCUCUGCGCAUCGACCAUACGGAGCUGCGCGAAUUUACGGUCCGCCCGGUCGAGAAUCGCAACCUCAAUACGCUGAUCAUCAGCGGCAAUCCGUUGCGGGCACUUUCGCCCACCAUCCGCCACCUAACGGGCCUCUCGAUU
This is a messenger RNA of Anopheles cruzii, 342 nucleotides long. RefSeq lists its product as uncharacterized. The record is from RefSeq and is a predicted model, not a curated record. The annotation marks the transcript as partial. NCBI's taxonomy places the organism in Eukaryota, Metazoa, Arthropoda, Insecta, Diptera, Culicidae. The transcript is spliced from 2 exons.